UGGAGUGGUGGUUACUCUGUAGUUUGCUUUGCAGAAACUCUCAGAAAAUGCUGGCAUGUUCCAUGAAUCUGACUCUGUUGUUGCUGACGCUUUUCUCUUUCUCUGCAAUUGCUCUAGUUUCUUCUCAAUGCUCUAUCACCGGGCUACCACUUGUGCGAAAUAUCAGUGAGAUUCCUCAAGAUAACUAUGCCCGGCCUGGUCUUUCUCAUAUGACGGUUGCAGGUUCAUUGUUGCAUGGAAUGAAAGAGGUUGAAGUAUGGCUUCAAACAUUUGCGCCAAGAUCACACACCCCAAUUCAUAGGCAUUCAUGUGAAGAGGUUUUUGUUGUCCUCAAAGGGAGUGGCACUCUCUAUCUUGCAUCAGAUUCAAAUGGAAAAUACCCUGGAAACCCAAAGGAGCACUUUGUCUUUCAAAAUAGCACAUUCCAUAUUCCUAUUAAUGAUGUUCAUCAGCUUUGGAAUACCAAUGAGCAGGAGGAUUUACAAGUGCUUGUUGUGAUAUCUCGUCCUCCAAUUAAAGUGUUCAUAUAUGAGGACUGGUCCAUGCCUCACUCUGCAGCAAGGUUAAAAUUCCCCUAUUAUUGGGAUGAGAAAUGUUAUCAAGCACCUAAUAAAAAAGAUGAACUAUAAUUCAUAGUCACAAUUUUUUGUUAAGUACUUUUUUUUCAUCUAAAAGUUCAAAAUUGAUAUGACUCUGUUGUUCAGUUUUAUGUGAAUAUUUUUAUCAAA
Arachis duranensis is the source of this 728-nucleotide messenger RNA. Its product is annotated as auxin-binding protein T85. The transcript has 5 exons. NCBI's taxonomy places the organism in Eukaryota, Viridiplantae, Streptophyta, Magnoliopsida, Fabales, Fabaceae. Gene Ontology annotation, molecular function: auxin binding. Bases 48 to 629 code for a protein of 193 amino acids. The record is from RefSeq and is a predicted model, not a curated record.